Messenger RNA from Oryzias melastigma (Indian medaka), 4345 nucleotides. RefSeq names its product teashirt homolog 2. Gene Ontology annotation, biological process: regulation of transcription by RNA polymerase II. The transcript has 2 exons. Gene Ontology annotation, cellular component: nucleus. Gene Ontology annotation, molecular function: DNA binding; DNA-binding transcription factor activity, RNA polymerase II-specific. Lineage: Eukaryota; Metazoa; Chordata; Actinopteri; Beloniformes; Adrianichthyidae. The record is from RefSeq and is a predicted model, not a curated record. The coding region runs from base 612 to 3674 and encodes 1020 amino acids.
AGCGGCGAGUGACAGAGAGCAGCUGCUGCAGUCUGGCCUCUGUUCCUUUAAUAAACUCCUGCUUAUCUAGUGUAACAAAUGUCUCGCUGCCAUCAUCAAGUCCAGCCGAGGAGGGAGGAGUUUUUAAUGUUCAGUUUGUUCUCCGGAUCGAUGUCUGCUGGCAUCGCCUCUCCCCCUUUCUCCCUCCCCGCGCCGCGCCGCGCGUAAUAUCACCGCAACGCUCGGCGUGUUUGCGCGCAUUUCGAGCCCGAUGAGUGGCGCGCGGCGAUCAAACGUUACGCGGCGCUGACGGACGAAAACAGACGGUGAGGAAGGGACGCCCCGGAGCAGCAGGAGGAGCAGCCGCGGCAGGAGGAGGAGGAGGAGGAAGGAGGAGGUGAAAGAACGAUCCGGCUGCCGCUCUCCAACCUUUCCUUGUUGGAUUUUCUUGACAGAAGAAGAAGAAGAAGUCGGAAGAGGCGAGAAUAAAGACUCUUUCUGUGUGUGAGCGCGCGCGCGCUAGGGUGCAUAUGCGCGCGUGCCUCUGCGUGUGUGUUCAUGGACUAUCUCCUCGCGCGUUUCACCUGGACUCAGCGCUGAACUGAGAGGAGGAGGAGGAAGGAGACGGAGAAAUGCCGCGGAGGAAGCAGCAGGCGCCCAGACGGGCUGCGGUGUACGUGCCCGAUGAAGACGCUGCUCUGCAGGACUCCAUCAACGAGGACGAUGGAGAGAACGACCCUCAAACGGAGGAGGAAUGCUCGGAAAAGACCAGCCCCAAACUGUGCGAGGACAGGGAGCUGGACAACAAGAGCACCAACACCUUCAGCAACCAGAACUCUCCCAUCAGCGUCCUGUCCAAUCAGGAGGCCGAGCUGGAAUCGCGCCUCAGCGACAGCAGCGACAGGCUGUCCGACUUCAAGACCUCAUCGCCGCCCGAGAGCCAGAGGGACGAGGAAAGCCGCAGCUCCAAGCAUAAAGAGGAGACAAGCAGCAGCCUGGAGAAAAUGAGGGCGGCCUAUGCAAACUUUCUGUCCGAUUCCUACUGGACAGGGAUCGGAAUGGACUUAAAAAUGGGCAAAACCACCAGCAAAGCUAACUGUGACAGCACCAACGGGAGCACCAAGAGUGAGUUUGACUGGCACCAGGACGCCCUCUCCAAAACCCUGCAGCAGACGCUGUCUCCAAAACCUACAUCCAAACCCAACCUGUUCAGCUCCGUCCACCUGUACAGGCAAACCACCAAACCCUGCGGCUCGGUGUUCACGGGAGCCAGCCGGUUCCGCUGUAAGGACUGCAGCGCCGCCUACGACACGCUGGUGGAGCUGACCGUCCACAUGAACAAAACGGGACACUACCAAGACAACAACCACAGCAAGCAGAGCAACUCCUCCGCCUCGUCCUCCAAGUCUCGCAAGCGAAACCUGCAGGAGAUGGAGGGGAAGGAGGACGCGCAGAAAGUCUUGAAGUGCAUGUUCUGCGGCCAUUCCUUCGACUCGCUGCAGGAUUUGAGCGUGCACAUGAUCAAGACCAAGCAUUACCAAAAAGUGCCUUUGAAAGAGCCGAUCCCGGUCAUCACGCCCAAGUUACUGCCACCAGCGAAAAAGCGGGCCUUUGAAAGCACACGGCCGUGCUCCCCGGACUCCACGACCGGCGUGGCCGGCUUCACGGAGGCUCAACGGGCCGCCAUCUCCAACGCCAACAACAAUCGUCACGGAUAUCAAAACGGAGCCAGCUACACGUGGCAGUUCGAGACGUGCAAGUCUCAGAUUCUGAAGUGCAUGGAGUGCGGCAGCUCCCACGACACCCUGCAGCAGCUCACCACACACAUGAUGGUAACCGGACACUUCAUCAAGGUCACAAACUCGGCUUCCAAAAAGGGCAAACAGUUGGCCCUUGACCCCCUGGCCGUAGAGAAGAUCCAGGGUUUAGCUGAUGCGCCUACGGGCGACACGGACGCAGACAAGGCCUCUCCAAAAACCUUGUCGCCCGGGGGCAGUGAAAAGGAAAGCCAGGGGGAAGGAACGUCGGACAAACCGGAAGAAACCGACACAAAAGACGACAAGCAAGACGGUGACGGUAAAAAGCCGGGUGACGGGGAUUUUAAGUACCCCUAUUUGCGUGAAGAAGAUCUAGAGCAGGACUCGGGUGGGGGAGGGGACAUCCUGAAAUCCUUAGCUAACACAGUGGCCUCCGCCAUCAACAAAGCUCAAACAGGGACGCCAAGCUGGAGCGCCUACCCGAGCAUUCACGCCGCCUACCAGCUCUCUGGCAUCAUCAAAAGUGCCCCUCUAUCCGCCUCUCCCCCCAUUCAGCUGAAGCAGACGUUCAACCACAAGCUGCGGCCGAUCGCCCCCAAGGCGAAGCUGUUCCCCGGCGAAUCCACCCAGGGAGCGCAUCCCAACCUGGACAUCAAAAAGGAGAAGGUUGGCAUUAGCGAUGGUAAAGAGAGUCAGAAUAUAAAGUUUGACCUGGCGGAGAACGAUGACAGCGAUUGUCAGGAUGACGCCUCCACCUCUUCAAAGCUGGAUGCAGACGGUAUGACUGAAGGGAGCGAGGCCAUCAAAGGGAAGCUGAGCCCAGAUUUCUCUGACAGAGGCAAGUCGCCGAGCCCCGCUGCCAGCAACGGACGCAGCACGGCUUCAGAGCCGCUCAGUGACACCUCGGAUAUACUCGGCGUAAACCCCCUCAGUGCUCUGCAGUCGGUUUUGAACAAUCACUUGGGCAAAGCAAAUAAGCCCAAUAACUCCAGAGCGGACAAACUAUCGUCACAUACGCAGAACAUUUUUGCCGAGAUCAACCGCAGCAGCGAGAAACCGUCUUCGGUGCUUGGAAGUCCCGUAAGAAAAAGACCUCAUAGCAACUUCCUCUUUGUAAAUGACGACCAGCCCAUAGACCUGACCAAAUCGAAAAGCAAAUCCAGCUCCUUGCUGCUGCAACCCUCCACCCCACUGCCUCAUAAAUACGCUCUGUCUGAUAUCGCGGACAUGGUCAAGGUUCUUCCGAAGGCCACCACGCCAAAACCUUCAAUGCCGUCAAGGUUUCCAACCACCAAACUGGAAUCGGACGUCCGGCGCUUUGAGGACGUGUCCGCGGAGGUUUACUCGGUCCACAAGCGCAAAGGCCGGCAGUCGAACUGGAACCCUCGGCAUCUCCUCAUCCUCCAAGCUCAGUUUGCCUCCAGCCUCUUCCAGACCUCGGAGGGAAAGUAUUUGCUCUCGGAUCUCGGCCCUCAGGAACGGAUGCACAUUUCCAAAUUCACCGGAUUGUCCAUGACCACCAUAAGCCAUUGGUUAGCCAACGUCAAGUACCAGCUAAGAAAAACGGGAGGGACGAAAUUCCUGAAAAACAUGGACACGGGUCACCCCGUGUUCUACUGCAACGACUGCGCUUCCCAGUUCCGCUCGCCGUCCACGUUCAUCUCCCACCUGGAAUCCCACCUCGGCUUCCAGAUCAAAGACAUGUGCAAAAUGCCGGUGGAGCACCAGACGAAGGUGGAGGAGCCGGAACUGUCGAAGCCCCUCGGCAUCAGAGCCGCCGAGGCUCUGGCCGCCGAGGAGGACAUGGACUCCAAGUUCAAAUGUAAACUCUGCUGUCGGACAUUUGCCAGCAACCACGCGGUGAAACUGCACCUGAGCAAAACUCACAGCAAAUCCCCGGACAACCAUUCACAGUAUGUGGAGAUGGACAAAGAGUAGCCGUCCACAUCACUCCCUCCACCGUUUUGUCUUCUUACUUUGAGUUUCUCACACGGGUCAGACAACCAUCUCCCAACUGACGACUACGGAGAACACACUGGUUCAAAGCUGUGUAAGGAAACACUAAAAUACUUUUGCACCCUGCUCAAAAUGCACCACCAGUAAUGAAACGUAUUACUGCUUGAAGAAAUAAAAGUGCUGAUGUUUGCAUGCAAUAGCCUUGGCUAUGACUACUAUUUAUUUGUAUAAUAUGUCAAGUUUCAAUUGUAUUUCAAAGGCAAAUUAAUGAGCUAAUUGAACAGCAGCCUCUGUGAUGCAGAACACGUGCACUAAAGUGCAAAUGUAGCCCAUCAUCACACACACACAAGCACACACACACAGGCCUGUACAGUUUAAUGCUUUGUAAAGAUGUUUUGUGUUGCAAUGACAGAAGAAAAAGAAGAAGAAGAAAAAUAAAAGCACUUUAAUAAAUGUUUAAUCACCAGUUUAGAUGCAGAUUCUGUACAUGACUCAAACAAACAUUAGAUUGGAAAACGAGGAGAUUUCACAUGUAAAUAUAUUUUAGGAGGACAAAAAAGUGAGUUUCAUGCAACAAUGUUAACAACAAGACAGAUGAUACCUGUGAUACCUGCACCAUUUUUUACCUAUUCAAAUAAAGAGUUAACAUUUAA